AUGUCUCUCGACAAGGGUGUUUUCCCCUCUCGACAACCUUUACGGCCAUCGCCACAUACACACUGUAUACGUCGCGAUUCUGCCGUGGUGUACCUAAGUAGUGCUGGUUGUACGAAUGAUCACCGGACCAAACUCGCGCCGCGUUCCCGCACAGGUCGUGCAAGUACAGGAACUCGCGGACGGUGGGGUCUCGUCAGCAACGGGACACGGGAACGAUCCCACCUACAAACUUCCUUCCCGGAGUCUCUGUACCUUUAA
Messenger RNA from Colletotrichum destructivum, 258 nucleotides. RefSeq lists its product as uncharacterized. The transcript is spliced from 3 exons. The coding region runs from base 1 to 258 and encodes 85 amino acids. The record is from RefSeq and is a predicted model, not a curated record. NCBI's taxonomy places the organism in Eukaryota, Fungi, Ascomycota, Sordariomycetes, Glomerellales, Glomerellaceae.